AUGACAUUUUUUAAUUUGUCCCUUAACACUGUAAAAAAGCUAAGAUGUAAUACAGCUGGUAGAUUGUGUAGAGGACUGGUAACAAAGAGUGAAGCGACCUGCACCCGGAAGGUGUAUGGCGAGAAUGACAAGGUAACCUUGGGCCCACCCACCUAUACCAUUUUUUCACCCGAGGUGUGUCUUACGCUAAAGCUAAAGCGUGACGAAUUGACUGGCGAUAACGGCCUUUUGCUGACUGGAAUGACCCGUUUGAAAGACGGCUCUAACUCGUUCAACAAAAACUCGAGAAUAUCAUCAGUUCUCCCUAUGGAGACACUGGAUCGCCUGAGCGAAGCUAUAACAAAAAACUCAGAACACCCAGUCACCUUUGAAGGACUAGACGGUGGCUCAGUAGUUGUAACUAACAACAGUGAUACCUUUUCGAUAAAGUUAUACCCAAGUCUCCCUGGGCUUAAUUUAACGCCUGGAAUGCUUCCAACAACUAAACCAAACUCGCACAUUAAUUUUACAGGGAACCAUAAUGAACAUGCUUUAGUAAAGCAUGCUCUACACGACCUCUCCUCUUCAAAUUAUGAUAAGGGGCUAUAUCCUGACGGUAUAAAGAAACCGAGCUCCUACUGCCACAGGGAAUUGGACUUAACAAUAUUAGUCGAUGAAUCCUCGAGUAUCUAUAUUGAAGAGUGGAACAAACUCAUUCCAUUUCUUAAAUCACUGGUGAGAUCAAUAAAUAUAAGUCCAAAUUAUGUGCACUUGUCAAUGGUCACCUUUUCCACUUCAAUUCGGUGGUUAAUAUCAUUUCUCGACCCAGCCUCUAAGGAUGAGCAAUUGGCCCUUGCUGUUCUGGACAAGCUGAAGAACAGUAAGCCUGUGUUUGGGUACACAUUCACUGGACAGGCACUUAACUUUAUUUCUGAGGCUGUUUAUAUGUUUGGUGCUAGGCGUAACUCUCCAAAGGGCAUCAUUAUCAUCACCGACGGAUCCUCUACUCAGACAAACGUUACUUCUCAGGCGUCGGCUCUACUAAGGGAUGCUGGUGUAACAAUUCUAGUUGUUGGAGUUGGGAAGGCUAAAGAAAGCGAGUGUAGAGGUAUAGUUGGUUGUUCUACCAAAGGAGAGUGCCCCCUUUUCUUUAUGACCAACUGGGAUGAAAUUAUCAGGAAGGUUGGGGAGUUGAUGGCUGAGGUUUGUGAGACCAUUCCUAAGGACGCCGUAUGUAAGCCGAUCUGGUCUGAUUGGUCUAAGUGUGACGCCAAGUGCGGCAUUGGGACGAGGUACCAAAAGUUGAUGGGAGUUACUACAAUUUCUGAGCCAACUGUCGGAACGAACGGCAAGUCCGGGAGGACAUGUGAGAUGAUUUAUGAGAACGUCGAGGUUCCAAAGGAGGAGUGCUCCGUUGAGUGUGAUGAGCAGGGUGAAACGGAAGGAAGUCUUGACGAAAAAGAAGAAGAGUUGGAGCGGAUGCGAAGGGAACUAGAGGAAUACAAGGAAAUGGAAGGUAAUGAAAGAAUGAUGGAAGAGGAGAUGGAGAGACACCAAAAAGAUCACGAUGAAUAUGAAGAAGAAAGUAGCAGUAGCAAUGAGGAAUACAGCAGAGGAGGAGCUAAGAUUGCUGGAGGAGUGGCUCUAGCACUGUUAAUGCUUGCAGGCGGAGGUGGUUACACAUACUACAAAAAGUACGGUUUAUCUAGAGUGAGUGAAACUACGAAUUUGGAUGAGGAUUUUGCAGAUUCUAGUGGGAACCGUGGUGUAAGGGAGAGUGUGGGUGAAGCUUACACAGUAACUGAUUUAGAUGAUGGACUCUGGAGCCAAUCCAAUCAAUAA
Theileria annulata is the source of this 1821-nucleotide messenger RNA. RefSeq names its product thrombospondin-related protein, putative. Lineage: Eukaryota; Apicomplexa; Aconoidasida; Piroplasmida; Theileriidae. The record is from RefSeq and is a predicted model, not a curated record. The coding region runs from base 1 to 1821 and encodes 606 amino acids. The transcript is spliced from 4 exons.